Messenger RNA from Thyridium curvatum, 2370 nucleotides. RefSeq lists its product as uncharacterized. The transcript is spliced from 2 exons. The record is from RefSeq and is a predicted model, not a curated record. The coding region runs from base 1 to 2370 and encodes 789 amino acids. Lineage: Eukaryota; Fungi; Ascomycota; Sordariomycetes; Thyridiales; Thyridiaceae.
AUGUCAUCACCAGUCUCUGCAAUCCCGAACUUGUGUGCUGAUGAUGUUCUUGCCUUUAGUGAUACAGAGUUGGUUCAGUACAUGACGCAAAACCGCCGUCAGGACGGCGGCUUCGAUCUCGAGUUUGAUGGCUGGGAAAAGCUUCCCAAAGAGCAGCGAGAGCAGCUCGCCGAGAGACUGAGGGUUGGAGCGCAGAAAGUGAACGAUGCCGUACAAUCACGCCCUGUCGACCCCGACCAACUCGCUGCACGACUACAAGGAGUCGCCGACAGCGAAGACGCUGCACCGCAGGCCGUGUCCACACGAUCGCGUUACGAGAGGACACCCACAGAAGACGUGGACUUCGACGUAGAGUUGAAAAGGAAGGAGACAAUUGCCUACAACGCCCUUGUCACUGACGGCUGCGUACCGGUAUACCCUAUAAGUCGUCUGGAUGAGGUCUGUAACGGCCUCGAGGAGUAUCUCGAGAUUCUGCAGCCUUGGAAAGAUCCAUCAGUGUUAUAUAGGUGGCACCACGUCUUUCAAAACCAGUUGUGGAGGUGGAAGAAGUUCCGUCGCUGGCAGCAAGACAAUAGAGAGCCGGAUGAGGAACAGGAGUUUGCUGCCUAUCUGGAGGAGCAGAAGCGCCAGGACGCGGAAGGCACAGAAAGUGAACCGACGGCGAGUCAAUACCUCGAACACCUCAGAGAACGAUAUGAGAGGAGGCAACGCCACUACGGCCAUAACGACGGCGACGAAGGGUUUGCCGCCUAUGUAGAGGAGAAAAAGCAAAAGAAGAUGCAGUAUGGGUUCCCAUGGCCCGGGAUGUCGGAGGAUGAAUAUAUGCAGAUUCUCAGGAAUGACUUCAAAAAAAAACAGACUCAAGAGGGCAUCGACGCUGGGGAUGAAGGGUUUGCGGCGUUUGUUGAGAAGCAUAAGCGGGACAACAUAGUGGCCAGACGCAGAUGGCCGGGGAUGACAGAGGACGAGUAUCGCGAGAUGCAAUGGAAGAGAUUUAACGAGGAGGAAGACGACCGCUACUGGUAUCAGUUUUACUGGCUGCGGGACGAUCACGGCCGUGGCGGCUUUACCGAGUACGUCGCGGAGGCCAAGCGCCGGCUCGCUCGGCACGGCUUCACGAAGGCAUUCGAGUUCGACAGAGACCCAACACGACAAGACAAGUUAACGACCUGGAUCGAAUAUCUCAACUACGAGUACUCCUGGCUCGACAAGCACAGGCGAUACCUCACAAAGCUUCAGCCAGCGUAUGAUAAAGGCUGGCAGAAGGUUGUGGACUCGGGAGUGCUGCGGCACGGCGAGACUGCGGCGGGAUUCUGCAACAUCGAAUCGGCGUUUCGGCGUCAGAGCGAGGAAGAUGCAGUCAAGAAGGCAUUUGAAGAUGCCAAACAGGCGGGUACGGCAAUCCUGGAGAAAGCAAUGAAUGACCCGGAGUUCAGAUCCAAGCACCCGAAGCCAUUGCGUGUCCAGAUGAUGAGACAGGCCGCGUUCAAGAUCAAGGCGAUGCAAGACACUCUGACCGAAGUAAAGAGACGGAGUCAUCUCAUCUCGGGAUUUGUGCAAGGAGUUUCAGAUCACCGGGCCACUACUAAGGACUUGACGAUCCAGAAGAUUCGACUUCAAUGGGCAAAGGAGCAGAUCUCUCUGAUUGAAGCCGAAGCAAGAGAUGCAGGGCUAGUCGCGAACGGCUUGCAUUCAAGAGGGAGGACGAAGCGAAGAUCAGAAGGUGAUCAAGAUGAUAAUACGACAGACCGAAGACGCAAGAGAAGGAAGCAAAGCCACCCAACUCACUCAUCCCCAGACAUUCUCGGCCCUUACACACACGCAAAGGCGUCCGAGCACGGUGGACUUGCUAUACCAGGGGAUGGGGAGCCGCACAAGGAGUUCAGAGGCGACAGACAAGCGUCUACAAAACGUACCAAAGUCCAGAAACAACCAGAAGCCACAACCACCACCUCAACUUCAACCUCAAGGGCAUCAAACCACCCUGCGACAGUAGCAUACCCAGGAAACCACUCUAGAAAGACUCGUCUCCCGAGCACAAGGCAAGCACCAUCACCAUCACGCUCAACCCUAAUUGGACCAGCUUUGAAGGCCAAAGCGAGCCGUGAUCCGCCCCGUGCCGCCGACCAUCCAACUCCUGCCAUAAGAAAACCACGACGACCCAUCAACGAGACACCAGCCGUGAAUCAGCCACCCUUACGGCAGUUACGACCCCGUCAAGAGAGGAAAGCGACCCGUAAUCCCAUAGACCUAGGCUCUGAACAAGGACGGAAAAGUCGGAAGAAGCAAGGACAACGUCACUGCGUGGGUCAUCCCGAGCACGGCCGGCCACUGAGAAGGAGUGCGCGCAUAGCAGCUCUGCAGACGUAA